Messenger RNA from Medioppia subpectinata, 2715 nucleotides. NCBI's taxonomy places the organism in Eukaryota, Metazoa, Arthropoda, Arachnida, Sarcoptiformes, Oppiidae. The record is from the annotation of a GenBank genome assembly.
AUGUUAUGUAAUUCACUUCUGUAUCGCAUUUGUAUUGCACAGUACAAUGCGUUAACUAAGCUUGUUGUCAAACUGUUGUCUCGACUCUCAUGUUGUUCUUCAUCUAACGCUCACUCAGGAGGCGGUGGAGGCGUCGGCGGCGGUGGAGGAGGAGGUGGUGGCGGAGGUGUCGGUGCCGGCGGUGGUCCGCGACGGAUGAACCACGUGGUGGCCAACAAUCAUCACCAGCAGCUGCAACAACACCAUCAACAGCAACAACAACCACAACAACCACCACAGUAUCAACAGCUGCCUCAGCGACCGUCGAGUGCGACACCGUUUGAGCGGUUCGUAUACCAGCCGUCGUCCACACUCUUCGAUGAGGAUCCGGGCAUUAUGUCUGAGAUCGAGACCUCCGCCACCGGAUUCAGACGCGGCAAUAAAGCGCGCUCUUCGUUGCCGAUCGUGAGGACGCCCUCCAAGACUCAGGACCGCUCACUCGGACUCGUGUUCCUGCAGUUCCGCUCCGAGACCAAGAGAGCGCUUCUGCCCAAUGAAAUCACGUCAUUAGACACCGUCAAAGCACUCUUCGUCAGAUCGUUUCCACGGCAGCUAUCGAUGGAGUACUUGGACUGUUCGGUGAUACGGAUCUACAUUCACGACGGAUCCAAAGACAUGUUCUACGAGUUGGAGGACUUCCGCGAUAUCCGCGACCGGUGUGUACUGCGGAUCUACGAGCACGGCGUGAAUGGCCCGCAGCCGGUCGGCGGUCACGCAAAUAUGCCCGUUAUGUCCGACAGCGAACAGUUUGGCUACUUUUCCGAACCGGAGUUUGAGUCGGAAUACCAGUCCCAACACAUACAUCGCGGCAAAAGGGGUCCCAUCGUGGCCGACAAACCCCUGCCCACCACUGGCGGACAGUCCCAGUAUUACGGCACUAUUAUAUUGCCCGCUCAGUAUCGACAGCAGGUUAUGGUCGGCCGGCAGCCGUCAUACGGCGGCGCCGCACAGCCGGCUCCUCAACCGCCCGAACGGAAACCAUUUCCGGGCUAUUCGCAAACCCUUCCCCGAAACGCCCACAUUAUGUCACUUUACGGCAAUGUAAACGAUGCCAACAAUACUAACAAUAUUAACCAAAACCAAUCGCCGAGUUCAGUGGCGCCGUCGCCAACGCAACGCCCGGUGUCUCCCGAUUUGAUACAAAAGCCACGGCCUAAAGACCCCAUCGGUCAAAUGAUGUCAACGGGUCCGCCGCCCAAACCUCAGCGUUCAUUCGCCUCCCGUUCAGCACUACCUCCGACCCAGAAUAUGAACUCGCCGUCAAUGGUUGGCCCGCAAUACCAUCAGAAUCGGCCGCUUCCUGACCGGCCGUAUUCGGUCGCCGGUCACUACCCGACGCCCGCCUAUGGGCAGGACUUUUCCGGUUACCUGUCGUCACCCGAGCGGCGAAUGCCUCACGAGAAUCAAACUCACGUCAGGUCCUCCUUCUCGGGCUAUCCCUCGUCGGCGAUGCAGUUCGAGGACCCGUACGGCGUAUACGGCAUGAGAUCGGGUGCCGCCACACCUGUCAUCGACGAAGAGGCCAGAGUCCGGAUGCAACAAAUGGAGAGACAGAUCGUUAGCCUAACCAAUGUUGUGUCCAAAGCUCUAACACCCGCGCAAAGCAUGAAAUCCGAAGAGAAAUCCGUAUCAUUUUCUGAAGAGGCCUCAGACUCGGAUCAGUUCAUACAUUGCCCACAGCGCGCAGACAAGUCGGGAAAGCCGGCGCCACCGCCCAAACCGGCGGCACUGGUUGGCUAUAGGGGUGAACUGCCGCUACACAUAACCACUGAUAUGUUGUCGCAAUUGAAACAAAUCCGCAAAAAGACGAAAGACCUGCGCGGAGAGGUUCGGUCGCUCAGACGACUGGCCCUCCAGCAGACCUCCAACGCGAAGGAGACACUGCGCGACACAUGCAAUAAGAUUAAGACAACGCUGGCGUUCAUCACCGGUUCGUCCGACUGUCAGUUCCGAUUGGAGAGAAUGCGAAUAUCGCAGGAAAGGGACAGUUAUGGUCACGACGUGUGUCGGCUCGACAAAGACCUCCACGAGUUGGAGACACAGGUGGAAGAGUUGCGCUCUAAUGUGAUAAACAGGAGGUGUCGCGUCAAUAUGUCACACGUCGAGACCAUGGCGUUAGUGCUCUCGCGGGCCUCCAAAACGGUGGCCGAUCUCAAGAACCGAUUCCCACCCCUAAACCAAACGCUAAAGUCUGUUAUGAGUCAAGAGAUGGAGUGUUGUGUCCGCGAAGAGAAAUUUUUGAAGGAAGAGCCCGAAAGGCUUGAGACAGCGCUCAAAAGGUGCAAAAAACUUACCGGAACUUUGGUUACACUCAAGAGAUUGGCGUCAGUCCAGGAGCAGAGGUCGACCACAAACAGUUCGUCGCCAUCGUCUCAAUUGCUUCAGUCGGUGUCGACCGACGGCUCAGACAUCGGCUCAAGAAUGUAUGACACGGAGAUGGAGCCGCACACUAUCAUUCAGGUGACUCCGGCCACCCCUCUGCCCGCCGACGCCUCCAAAACCAAUGUCUUGGACUCACUUCUGGACGAAUUGCAGACAUUCUCGAAACCAUCGCCGGUGUCGUCGACGGCCAACAACGCGCUGAUCGGCGGCCAGACGUCGACCGCUAGAAAAUUGCUGCAAUCGAUCGGUUCAGUGGACUCUUCGGUCGCCAAAAAAGGUGAUUGGAUUAUAUGA